Messenger RNA from Copidosoma floridanum, 567 nucleotides. It is a transcript of the gene RpS18, whose product is annotated as ribosomal protein S18. Gene Ontology annotation, biological process: translation. Gene Ontology annotation, cellular component: cytosol; small ribosomal subunit; ribosome. The record is from RefSeq and is a predicted model, not a curated record. Gene Ontology annotation, molecular function: structural constituent of ribosome; RNA binding. NCBI's taxonomy places the organism in Eukaryota, Metazoa, Arthropoda, Insecta, Hymenoptera, Encyrtidae.
GAAGUUUAUCUGUGCCUCUCCUCCGGGGGAGGUUAAGUCGUCGCCUAUGGCUAACGCUCGCUCGUUAUUCCAGAGAAGUUUCAGCACAUUCUUCGUGUCAUGGGCACGAACAUCGAUGGUAACAGGAAGGUCAUGUUCGCCAUGACUGCCAUCAAGGGUGUGGGUCGGCGCUACGCCAAUAUCGUUCUCAAGAAGGCCGACAUCGACCUUGACAAACGAGCUGGUGAAUGCUCCGAAGAGGAGGUUGAAAAGAUCGUCACUAUUAUGGCGAAUCCCAGGCAGUACAAAAUUCCUGACUGGUUCCUCAACAGGCAAAAGGACAUUGUUGACGGAAAAUACUCACAACUCACGAGUUCCAACUUGGACUCAAAGCUUCGUGAGGAUCUUGAACGUAUGAAGAAGAUACGUGCACACAGAGGUCUGCGUCACUACUGGGGCCUUCGUGUGCGUGGACAGCACACAAAGACGACUGGUCGUAGGGGUCGUACUGUGGGUGUGUCCAAAAAGAAGUAAUUUAAUCUGUUUAAUGAUAAUAAAAAUUUUAUAAAUCUAAUUUAUUAAGCUAAA